CUUUUUUUGUUUGUUUUUGAUUCCCUUACUUGUCCCGAUUUUCUGAGCUUUUUUGAGUUCAAAAUGCAGACUGCUGCUGCCUCGUCCAUGCUGCGCUCGGCCACGCUGCUCCCGUCGGCAGUCGCGUCUGCCUCCGUCAUCUCACAUCCUGCUGCUGUUGCUGCUGCUGCGCGGUACGGCGGCCUCGCAGCGCGCACUGGUCUCGCCACUGCUGCCCUCCGUCCUACGCUGUCACAAGCGCCAGUUCGCCACGCCAGCCUCCAGUCGCGCCGCCAGACCAUCCCGCUCAACACGGGAAUCAAUUUUGUGCCGCAGCAAGAGGCUUGGGUCGUUGAACGCUUUGGCAAGUUCCACUCGGUGCUCGAGCCCGGAUUGAACCUGCUUGUCCCGAUUGUCGACCAAAUCCGAUAUGUGCACUCAUUGAAAGAGCUGGCGCUGGACAUUCCAUCCCAGUCUGCAAUCACUCAAGAUAACGUAACCCUGAACUUGGAUGGCGUCCUUUAUUUGAGCAUUGUGGAUCCAAAGAAGGCGUCAUACGGAGUCGAAAACCCAGAGUACGCUGUCAAACAGCUCGCGCAGACCACGAUGCGCUCUGAAAUCGGCAUGAUGAAGCUCGAUGAUGUCUUCAAGGAGCGCGCUUCACUGAACGCUCGCAUUGUAGAGGCCAUCAACAGCGCUUCGAACGUGUGGGGCAUCACGUGUCUGCGCUAUGAAAUUCGUGACAUUCAGCUCCCGGAGCGUGUUAUCGAGUCGAUGCAAAUGCAAGUCGCCGCUGAACGUAAAAAGCGCGCGGCCAUUCUCGAGUCUGAAGGUCAACGUGAGGCUGCCAUCAAUAUCGCAGAAGGUCACAAGCAAAGCAUGAUUCUGUCGUCCGAGGCACAGCGUCUCAAGCAGAUCAACGAGGCGACAGGUCAAGCGCAAGCCAUCGAGUCUAUUGCCAAAGCGACAGCUCAAUCGCUCACGGAGGUUGGCGCAGCCAUGGCUCGCCAGGGAGGUGCUGAGGCCAUGUCGUUCUCGGUGGCACAGCAGUACAUGGAGGCAUUCAGCAAGAUUGCAAAGGCCGGCAACACGAUCCUGUUGCCCGCAAACGCAACAGACCCCGCCAGUAUGGUGUCCCAAGCUCUCGCCGUUUUCAAGGGCAUUCAAGGCGUUGUGCCUUCCGCUCCAUCCGCCCUGUCUGACGUCGCAACGCGAGCGCAGCCAGCCGCACCAGCACGCGAACGCGCAAUCACCACCACCACCACCUCUACCGACACCACAAAGUCUGACUAACAUGAACGAAACGGGUUUUUUUGUUUUCGCUACCCACAACGCCGCUGCGGUGUUCUGUUUGGUAUUUGCUUGUCCAGCAGUAAAGGUCCAUGGUUGCUGUUAUGCGAUUGAGCUGUAUACCAGUCUAGAACGACACGCAGGCGAUUACAAC
Molecule: messenger RNA, 1423 nt
Organism: Capsaspora owczarzaki ATCC 30864
Lineage: Eukaryota; Filasterea; Ministeriida; Capsasporidae
Product: stomatin-like protein 2
Exons: 7
Coding region: 64-1272 (402 amino acids)
Cellular component (GO): membrane
Source: RefSeq, a predicted model, not a curated record